UUUCCCCCACUUAAGUCUUGCCUUACAGAACAUUUACUUUGGCAUCUACAUACCCAACUCCGAGUCUCCGACAAGAUCCACUCUUAAACUUGAACAUGACUUCCAUGUUCGCAAGCACACAGACACACGCGCAUGCCUACGAGGUCGCUCUUUUCGGUGAAUUCUUCGCUCGGGAUCUCAAGGCGAUUCUCAAUCGCCUGACGUUGCACACGGAGUCCGCAGUGCCCAUGCACACCCGUGAAAUUUUAUUCGAGCAGUUCGGAGUUCAGUCACAGAUCCAAGGAGACGAGCCAGCCUUGCUAAGAGCAAAAAAAGAACUAGGAGAUGGGACGGAAAGUGGAUGGACGCUUUUCUCAUACCUCAAGCCGGAGUCUGUGCGUGUUCACCCGGAGGCCACUGUUCGACCAUGGGCUACUUGCGAGGUGAUCGGUGAUGCCCUCAGUUUUGCUUCGGCACUGGGAUAUGUACAACGAUCUCAAAUCUACAAACGUGGAUAUGCAUUUCGGAGAGGGGCUCUGAUAAUACAGAUGUUUCAGCAAGAGCAGGUCGACCCAAAGACCUCCCUUCCUAUACCUGCACAUACUGACACCCUUUGGGAAGUCGAGGUUAAGACAGCUACUCAGGUUAAUACGUCCGCAUCAGCAUCUGGCGGGCACGUGCAAGUGAGCACAGUCCGCGCAGCCAUCGAUGCUGUUCUCGAAGUCCAGCUUAUCAUGAAGGGACUAUUAGACCUGCGGCGACAGGACUUGUAACUUAAACAAAGAGUUCGUCAAGCGAUGGAUUUAGGGGCAAGUUUUGCACCUGUGAACGAUCUUGGAAUUCGAAAGUACUGGCGUGUUUGAGAUGUGCAAUCUUUCUGGAAUAACGAACUAUGAUGUGAAUUGGUUCGGGUAUUAGCACAAAGAAGUAGAGCUGAUCGUAGUACUGACAUAAGGUAAUUAUACUAAAUUGGUAUAUCAUAAUAGCA
Suillus paluster is the source of this 967-nucleotide messenger RNA. RefSeq lists its product as uncharacterized. Gene Ontology annotation, biological process: termination of RNA polymerase II transcription; regulation of transcription by RNA polymerase II. Gene Ontology annotation, molecular function: transcription coregulator activity. The coding region runs from base 96 to 752 and encodes 218 amino acids. The record is from RefSeq and is a predicted model, not a curated record. The transcript is spliced from 4 exons. Lineage: Eukaryota; Fungi; Basidiomycota; Agaricomycetes; Boletales; Suillaceae. Gene Ontology annotation, cellular component: core mediator complex; mediator complex.